UUAAGCCUAGGCCACACUAUCGUCCAUAUCGACGAAAAUUAGAACGAAAACUUCCGCAACGAAAAUUUUGAACGAAAACUCGACGAAAAUUUCGUUUUCGUUCAAUAUUAGAAGGGUUGAACUUUUGACCUUUUUCGUCAACGAAAACGCAUACUAUUGGCUAAAAAUAUCUUGAUAAUAUCAGACUUUGUUCUCAAACAUGGCGGAGUGGCAAGAGGUUUUGAUAAAUCUGAUGCGAGAAAAACCAAUUUUGUAUGAUAAAAGUCACCCGGAUUAUAAGGACUCGAGGAACAAGAAAAGAAAUCACUGGCAAGAUGUUUUAGAUGAAUUUAAUAAAAUUACGGACUUGGCGUGGGAUAAGAUCGCCAUUGUUUCUAAUCCGUCAAAAAUGCCGCUUGCUUAUUGGCCAAUAAUGUUUUGGCUUUGCAAACAUGCUUGAAAUUUUUCGUCGUGUCUGGCAUGCAUUUCGUGCACGAAUUUUCGUUUCGUUUUCGUUUUCGUCAAUAUAGACGAUAGUGUGGCCCAGGCUUUAGACUUUGUACUCAAACAUGGCGGAGUGGCAAGAGGUUUUGAUAAAUCUGAUGCGAGAAAAACCAAUUUUGUAUGAUAAAAGUCACCCGGAUUAUAAGGACUCGAGGAACAAGAAAAGAAAUCACUGUCAAGAUGUUUUAGAUGAAUUUAAUAAAAUUACGGACUUGGCGUGGGAUAUUGAUACUAUUAUGAAAAAGUGGGCUAAUCUGCGUGAUUCAUUCAUGGAGUACAAUAGACAGUACGAUCUUAGAAGAGCUAGUGGUGCUGCUGCCACUGACGAGCCGAAUUGGAAAUGGUGGCGACACUUUGAUUGGUAUUUGUAUUUUAACAGAAAAAGAAGCACGUCAUCUAAUCUACAUAAACGAACAAAUGCGCCUUCUCCAGUCAAUAAAUUGGAUGUAUUAAAUACUCCAACAACCUUUCCUGCGAUUACAUCAGCUCAGUCAUCAAACGAACCAUCUACAUCAUCAUCUCUUGUAAACUCACCCAGUUUACCCUCACCCAUACCUUCACCAUCACCAUCAAUAACAACACCAACUUCAACAGCUCCAACACUUGCACAAAAAACCAAGAAAGCAUGCAAGUGGAAAAACUCCAUGGAUUAUGAUGAGAUGCUUAAGUCCAUUGACCAGCAGUUGAAUCAUGAGGACAAAUGGCAUGGGGUUCCCAGUUUCAUGAGGUAGACGGACCAGUGCUGGAAGAUUUAUCUGUCCAAGAAAAGAUGAAAACAUGUUAAUAUUUUACGCAAGCUUGCCAGUGCAAGAUUGGGGUGCCAAUAAAUUGGAAUGAAUUUCCAAUUUUACUAGAACCAUUCAUCUUGAUUUAAUAAGACAAAUCUUAAGUUAGCAAAAUGAUAUUAUUUGAAGUUUCUCUCUUCUUAUUAUUUAAAGAAACAUAACAUAAAAGCACAAUACUUGGAAUGACAUACCUAAUAAAAAAGCUUUUCCAAAUUCUGAUA
Molecule: messenger RNA, 1489 nt
Organism: Xenia sp. Carnegie-2017
Lineage: Eukaryota; Metazoa; Cnidaria; Anthozoa; Malacalcyonacea; Xeniidae
Exons: 4
Coding region: 549-1214 (221 amino acids)
Biological process (GO): regulation of transcription by RNA polymerase II
Cellular component (GO): nucleus; transcription regulator complex
Source: RefSeq, a predicted model, not a curated record